This is a messenger RNA of Colletotrichum scovillei, 864 nucleotides long. RefSeq names its product glycosyl hydrolase family 17. The record is from RefSeq and is a predicted model, not a curated record. The coding region runs from base 1 to 864 and encodes 287 amino acids. Gene Ontology annotation, molecular function: glucan endo-1,3-beta-D-glucosidase activity; 1,3-beta-glucanosyltransferase activity. NCBI's taxonomy places the organism in Eukaryota, Fungi, Ascomycota, Sordariomycetes, Glomerellales, Glomerellaceae. Gene Ontology annotation, cellular component: extracellular region; fungal-type cell wall; cell surface. The transcript is spliced from 3 exons. Gene Ontology annotation, biological process: cell wall organization; carbohydrate metabolic process.
AUGCGCUCCACCUCAGUUCUCGCCGCCUUGCUGGCCUCUGCCCCUGGCCUGGCCCUCGCAUCCGGAUAUCUGGGCUUCGCUCUCGGUUCGAAGCAGCCGGGCGGGCAGUGCAAGUACCAGGCAGACUACGAAGCGGACUUCAGGGCCAUCCGAGAUGCUUCGGGAAGCAGCAUUGUCCGCAUCUAUGCUGCUGACCAGUGCAACACUGCUCAGUACAUUCUUCCUGCGGCCAAGAAGGAGAAAUUCCAAGUGAUUCUGGGCAUUUGGCCCGAUACCGAAGAGUCGUACGCCGCCGACAAGGCCGCAAUCCUGAAGCACACGCCCGGCUACGAGGACCAACUCUACGCCAUUACUGUCGGAUCCGAGUCCAUGUACCGCGGCAACUUCACCGGCACCGAGCUGGCGGACAAGAUCAAGGACAUGAAGAAGGCGGCCCCGCUCUUCAAGAUUGGUACCGCGGACAGCUGGAACAAGUACCAAGACGGCACGGCCGAUGCCGUCAUCAAGGAAGCCGACAUUCUUCUGACCAACGCCUUUUCCUACUGGCAGGGUCAGACGCGCGACAACGCCACUGCUUGCUUCUUCGACUCCAUCAUGCAGGCGUUUGGACGCAUCCAGAGCGUCAGUUGGCCCAGUGAAGGUGCAAAGUAUCAGCAGGCGAUCCCGGGACAAGACAACGCUCAGGCUUUCUACGACUCUGGUGUCUGCGGUAUGGUUAACUGGGGCUUCAACGUGUUCUUCUUCGAGGCCUUUGACGAGCCCUGGAAGCCGCAUGCCAUUGGUGAAGAUGGCAGCGAGGCACCCGAGACUCACUGGGGCGGAAUGAAGGCCGAUCGUGCCCCCAAGUACCCCCUCAGAUGUUGA